This is a messenger RNA of Diaporthe batatas, 993 nucleotides long. RefSeq lists its product as uncharacterized. Lineage: Eukaryota; Fungi; Ascomycota; Sordariomycetes; Diaporthales; Diaporthaceae. Bases 1 to 993 code for a protein of 330 amino acids. The transcript has 3 exons. The record is from RefSeq and is a predicted model, not a curated record. Gene Ontology annotation, biological process: RNA catabolic process. Gene Ontology annotation, molecular function: ribonuclease T2 activity; RNA binding. Gene Ontology annotation, cellular component: extracellular region.
AUGCAUCGCUCUAUUGUAUCCUCGGUUGCAUUGGCUGCUGUCGUGCGGGAGGCUGUGGCUUCUGCCCCAGUCUUCAGCCGCGGCCUCUACAACGAAAGCACUGCGAACCAUACGUGCCAGCUAUACGACCCGAUCCUCUCGUGCUCCGCCGGUGCCCAAGCCGGGCUCACCGACUCGUGCUGCACAGAGACCUUCGGCGGGCUCGUCCUCGCCACCCAGUUCUGGGACGUCUACACCGGGCUUGAGUCCCGCGGCCAGCUGCUCCCGGCCGAGUCGUGGACCCUCCACGGCCUCUGGCCAGACUUCUGCAACGGUUCGUACACGCAGUACUGCGACUUGACCAGGCAGUACGACCCGGAGCCCUCCCCAAACACGACAACCGGGACCCCGUCCGGCGCGCCCGUCGUCCCCUACACGGGGCCCAACAUCGGCACCUUCCUGGAGCCCUUCGGGCGGUACGACCUGCUGGAGUACAUGAACACGUACUGGAUCGCCCAGGGCCAGCCCAACGGGGACUUUUGGGGCCACGAGUUCUCCAAGCACGCGACCUGCUACUCGACCUUUGACGUCGAGUGUUACGGCCCCCAGUACGUCCAGCACGAGGAGGUCGUCGACUUCUUCGCCACCGCCGUCGAGUACUUCCGCGGCCUCCCCACCUGGGAGUGGCUCGAAGCCGCGGGAAUCACGCCCAGCAACACGACCACGUACGACCUGUUCGACCUCCAGUCGGCCCUCGCGGACGCCUUUGGCGAGGUGCCGUACAUCGGGUGCUCGGGUCCGAGGUUCAACGAGACCGCGGCCGGGGCUGGAAGUCUGGACAACGGGAAAACGCAGUUGAGUGAGGUUUGGUAUUAUCACCAUGUCAACGGCAGACCGCAGGACUACGAUGCGGUGCCCGUGGCUGCAAACGCGACCGGUGGGAGCGUGGGCAACUGUGCCUCGACAGCCGGGGCAAUCCAUUACUUUGAGCGUGCGGUCGGCUCGGAAGCAUGA